AUGACAAUGCAACAUGACAUGACGCGCAGCCUUUGGGAGAUGGAUAACUUUGUGGUCACGGAUGAUACCUUCUCAUUCCCCAAUAUUGAACGCAUGGAAGAGCUGCACAAGACGCAGCCGUGGAAGAGGUCACCACGCUACUUUCAACGGGUGAAGGUCUCUAUUCUGGCUGCGCUGCAGAUGAUAAGCCAUGCGCAACGUGGAAGUCCCAACGUGACGUGUUCCGAUGACGGUGACGCUGGCUCUGCUUCUUUUUCAUCCAUACGAGAUGAACCUCGUCACGAGAAUUGGUUUGAGGUGAUGGGUCUAAUGUUGGGUCACUUUACCGAGGAGGAAAUGAUUGUGACAAGUGCCUUUGCACUCCCCGUCGACGCCUCCGAGGUGGAGUGCGCCAUGAAUGAUGCAUCACAGCUGUAUAUGCUGGACUACCUUCAGUACCAUCAGCGUUGUGGGUCGCAGGAAGGUUGCAUUGGGUGGUACCACAGUCAUCCUGGCUACACCUGUUUUCUUUCAGGUACGGAUGUCAGCACACAGCAGCUUGGACAGACAGCACAGGACCCGUGGCUGGCCAUUGUCGUAGACCCGGUACGCACCAUAUCCACUGGCAGGUUAGAUAUGAAGGCUUUCCGCACAUUUUCAGAGGAAUACGCAGCAUCUUUACAGGAGAUACAUCAACAGGUGAGCGGAAGACACCGGACGAACUCAACACCCACGUGGGUGUCUUCAGACCGUAUUAAAGAGUACGGCAUACACGCGCACCGCUACUAUGAGCUUCCUAUCACGCUUGUGCGCAGCAAAAGCGAUGAGGCUCUAAUAGACUGUUUGUGGUCUCGUUACUGGGCACUGACUUUUCGUUCAAACCCACUCACUACGAAUAGGAAGCUCAUGACACAACAUAUUCAUGAACUGACUGACGUGCUUGAGAGUGAACUUGCAUCUGGACGUAAAAGGGUGGUGAAGGACGAUGAAUGUCAGUUUGAUAAUAAAUCACAAAGUAAGGAGCAAUACACGGACGCCGUUGGCAACAGUGACGAGACGCACGACAGCAGCGAAACGUUUAAGGAAAAGAGUCUUCAUGCGCGCUACUUGGCAUCUGUGUUGGACUCAGAGGUGGUAUUGGGUGGCACACUUUUGGCGGUUAAAAAUUGUGUUUUUCAAUCCUAA
Messenger RNA from Trypanosoma rangeli, 1164 nucleotides. Its product is annotated as metallopeptidase. The transcript has a single exon. The record is from RefSeq and is a predicted model, not a curated record. Gene Ontology annotation, cellular component: cytoplasm; COP9 signalosome. Gene Ontology annotation, biological process: protein deneddylation. Bases 1 to 1164 code for a protein of 387 amino acids. Gene Ontology annotation, molecular function: deNEDDylase activity; protein binding; metallopeptidase activity. Lineage: Eukaryota; Euglenozoa; Kinetoplastea; Trypanosomatida; Trypanosomatidae.